Molecule: messenger RNA, 1338 nt
Organism: Hydractinia symbiolongicarpus
Lineage: Eukaryota; Metazoa; Cnidaria; Hydrozoa; Anthoathecata; Hydractiniidae
Exons: 2
Coding region: 19-966 (315 amino acids)
Source: RefSeq, a predicted model, not a curated record
AAUGCUUCUCAGUAUCAUAUGUCCCUAACUUUAAAGAUGGUGAAUGAAAUGAAGGUUGGAAUUCAAAAUAUGACGGUUGGAAUACUUGCUGCUAACAGAACAAUCGAAAUCCUGCGUAAUGAAUCAGCAAAAGUGACGAAACGGGCUAUGGAAGAACAAAAGUUGUACAAAGACAAGCUUUUAGAUUUAAUUCAAAUAAAAAUCAACAAAAAGAAUGUGAUAUCAAAAUAUUUUGCACCACCCUUUGAAGAAUGCUUGAAGCAUUUUGAUGAAAAUUUUGGGCUGUUUACCAAAGGACUGCCAUUUUUGCCAACUGAGCUGAACGAAAUAGGAGAAAUAAAAGAUGAUGCAUACAGAAAAAGAUUCGAAGCUUUCUCAGAGGAAGUUAUUAAAGUGGCGGAAAGAUGCUUGUUGGAAAUGAAAAAAGAUAAUUUUGUUUUUGAGUUUAAUUAUGAAGCUGCGAUUAAUGAGAUUAAGGAACGGCUUCCAACUAUAUUUUACGAAAGCCAAGAAAGGCACAUUGAGUCAGUUUUGGAAUGCGAAAAAAGAUUUCGGUCUAUGCUUAAAAAAAUGAAAUCGAACACCGAGCAUUCCUGUCAAGAAAGUCAAUUUUACAAAAUUGACUUAAAUUGGAUUACCUUACCUUGUAAUAAAAGUGCCCUAAGAAUGGGAAACUUUAAAAAUGGCCUGGUAAAAUUUGAAGACGCACUAAUGCAAUGUUUUGUUGAUGUUAACAGUGACUCUGAAGAAAUUUUGCAUAUUCGUUUCUUGUCAAAGAAUAUCAAAGAGAUUUCGUGCGUAUUUUACAAUUUAAAAAUGGAAGAGAAAGGAUUUUACUUUACGAUGUUUAAUCCGCAUAAAGAAAUAGACGUAGCAGAGUUGCGGAAUCAAGAAUUUGUGAUGGAUGAUCACGUAUUGGUUAGAUUCACUCCUCCAAAUAUCACGAGAGCUCAUUUCGAUAUGUAAAUAAUCUUUUCUUCUAACAACUUUGAUUGAAGUAGAGACAAUAGAGAUUCGAUGUUUUUUUAAUUAGAAGAAGAGUUUAAGAAGAAUGAAAAAGAAAGAAAAGUGUUGGCUAAAAGAAACAUAAGCAAAGCGGAAAGCGAUAUGCUUUGCGCGACUGAUAUAAGAGCUAUGAUUGAAAGAUCCAACUCAAUCAAUUCACUUUAAAUGUUUCUAAGUAAAGUAAGUCAUACUCAAUGAAAUUAUGUUCGUGUUCCCUACGUCAAUUUCUUAAGCAUGUGGGUGCUUAAGUUUCUGAAGAUCUUUGCAGUCUUACUAAAACAAUUUUUAUCACUGUUCGCGUUAUUAAUAAGAUCAGCAACUUAAUAGUCUUCU